This is a messenger RNA of Jaculus jaculus (lesser Egyptian jerboa), 1287 nucleotides long. RefSeq names its product myozenin 1 (gene Myoz1). The coding region runs from base 118 to 1008 and encodes 296 amino acids. Lineage: Eukaryota; Metazoa; Chordata; Mammalia; Rodentia; Dipodidae. Gene Ontology annotation, cellular component: Z disc; actin cytoskeleton. Gene Ontology annotation, molecular function: actin binding; telethonin binding; FATZ binding. The record is from RefSeq and is a predicted model, not a curated record. The transcript is spliced from 6 exons.
GGUGAAUGGGGCGAGCCCCUCGGCUGCAAUCCCUGAGCCCCCCAGGCUGCAGGGCAGGGGUGGGGAGCUGUUUGCCAGGCGGCAGAGCCGUGCAGACAGGCUGACUCCACCUCCACGAUGCCGCUCUCAGGAACCCCGGCCCCUAACAAGAGGAGGAAAUCCAGCAAGCUGAUCAUGGAACUCACUGGAGGUGGACGGGAGAGCUCGGGCUUGAAUCUGGGCAAGAAGAUCAGCGUCCCAAGGGACGUGAUGCUGGAGGAACUGUCACUGCUUACUAACCGGGGUUCCAAGAUGUUCAAGUUGCGGCAGAUGAGGGUGGAGAAAUUCAUCUAUGAGAACCACCCCGAUGUUUUCUCUGACAGCUCCAUGGAUCAUUUCCAGAAGUUCAUUCCCACAGUGGGAGGACAGCUGGGUACAGCUGGACAGGGCUUCUCCUACAGCAAGACCAGUGGUGGAGGCCAUGCAGGAGGCAGUGGCUCUGCUGGACAGUAUGGAUCUGACCACCAUCAUCAGGGCUCUGGAUCUGGAGUUGGGGGUGCAGGUGGUCCUGGCGGCCAGCCUGGCAGAGGAGGAGCAGCUGGCACAGCAGGGGCUGGUGAGCCAGGAUCAGAUGGCCAGACAGGUGGAGAAGGAAAACAUAUCACUGUGUUCAAGACUUAUAUUUCCCCGUGGGAUCGGGCCAUGGGGGUUGACCCCCAGCAAAAAGUUGAACUCGGCAUUGACCUGAUGGCCUAUGGGGCCAAAGCUGAACUCCCCAAAUAUAAGUCCUUCAACAGGACGGCAAUGCCCUACGGUGGAUAUGAGAAGGCCUCCAAACGCAUGACCUUCCAGAUGCCCAAGUUUGAUCUGGGGCCUCUGCUGAGUGAACCCCUGGUCCUCUACAACCAGAACCUCUCCAACAGGCCUUCUUUCAAUCGAACCCCUAUUCCCUGGCUGAGCUCGGGGGAGCAUGCAGACUACAACGUGAAUGUUGGCAUUCCCUUAGAUGGAGAAACAGAGGAGCUGUAAGGUGCUUCUUCCUUUAACUUGCAUUAUUUCUCCUCUCUGGCUCCAACUGGGAGAAGGAAUGCAGAGCAGGAUGUCCCCACUAUUAAUCCAGUAUUUUUGUGGCAGUGGAGGGAAAAUAGGGGAGGGAUCUGCCUUUUCAUCUUUUACCCCACGUUCCCACUCCAAAGGGUACUUCCUCACCAACUCAAAACUCCCUUUCUACUUGCUCCAUGUGAAGCCUGCUCGUUCAUGGAUUGUGCUCUGCCACUGGUAACAGUCAAUAAACUUCAAGGAAAUGAA